Molecule: messenger RNA, 465 nt
Organism: Aegilops tauschii subsp. strangulata
Lineage: Eukaryota; Viridiplantae; Streptophyta; Magnoliopsida; Poales; Poaceae
Product: probable L-type lectin-domain containing receptor kinase S.5
Molecular function (GO): carbohydrate binding
Source: RefSeq, a predicted model, not a curated record
AUGGCAUUUGUUCUCACAAACAAUCCAUCGUUGCCCAGCAACAGCAGUGGCCAAUGGCUUGGCAUAUGUAAUGACACGACAGAUGGCAUGAAGACGGACCCAGUAGUAGCUGUCGAGUUUGACACGAGGAAGAGCUAUGAGGAUGACCUUGACGGCAACCAUAUCGGCAUCGACAUCAACAGCAUCAAAUCUAUUCGGCAGUACCCGCUUAGUAAUGUUUCCAUCAUCCUCUCGAGUGGGACUGAUGUAUGGGUCAGUAUUAGGUACCACGGCACAUCGAAAUUGUUUCAAGUAUUUCUAGUCCAACACAGCAUCCGUGGGCGGUAUGUCUACCAAGGUGAUAUCUACAUUGAUCUAUCACAGCUUCUGCAGGACAAGAUAUAUCUGGUAUUUACAGGUUCCACUGGCAACUUCACCCAACUGAACCAGAUAAAGUCGUGGAACUUCACCACGAUAGAUGAAUAA